AUGCAACUUCAGGUGUCAGCACGAAGAACGCCUCCACCGGAGAAUUGCACACGUGUAGACUACCAGAGCCUUUCUCCGGCUUUCCGAGGAGUGGUGGUGAAGAAAAUAAAGCGUGUGAACAGAGACAAAAUAAAAGUGAUUUACGACUGUAGUGGAGAAAGUCAUAUCACAGAAAUACAAAACAACACACGUUUACUUGAAGAGUGGAAACAAAAAAAGAAGCUAUCAGCACAUGUAGUUGUGCAGUUCAAUGGAACCAUGAACGAACUUCCCCUCGGAUUCAAAAAAAAAGUACGCAAUGAAUUGGAUGAGCAAAGACGACGACUCUACCAGGUAUGA
This is a messenger RNA of Cylicocyclus nassatus, 339 nucleotides long. Lineage: Eukaryota; Metazoa; Nematoda; Chromadorea; Rhabditida; Strongylidae. The record is from the annotation of a GenBank genome assembly.